Molecule: messenger RNA, 3633 nt
Organism: Silurus meridionalis
Lineage: Eukaryota; Metazoa; Chordata; Actinopteri; Siluriformes; Siluridae
Gene: trpm2
Product: transient receptor potential cation channel, subfamily M, member 2
Exons: 24
Coding region: 1-3486 (1161 amino acids)
Biological process (GO): calcium ion transmembrane transport
Cellular component (GO): membrane
Molecular function (GO): ligand-gated calcium channel activity
Source: RefSeq, a predicted model, not a curated record
AUGCUUCAGCAGGACGAGGAACACAAAACAUUGCACAAAAUGAAAAGAAGGGACAGUAAAAUACAUCCAGCCACAGUGGAAACCCUACAGAUCAAUAAAAUAGAACUUAGCACCCUGAUGUCACAAAUAAACAAGCGCUGCAACUUCUCCACCUGGAUUAGAGAUAACAUCAAGAAAAAAGAGUGCUGCUACUAUGCAGAAGAUGGCAGAGAGGGGAUCUGUAUGUGUGGCUAUUCGAAGUCUAUGCACAAAGAUGAAGCCAUUAAGCCAGAGGACCACAUGGGACAGUCGUACGACAAACACAGGCACAUCCAGGAGGCUCCUACUGAUGCAUUUGGAGACAUUAGCUUUGGAGGAAUCGGACAGAAAGCAGGAAAGUAUGUCCGUGUAUCCACCGAUACACCUGUUGAGAAGCUAUACCAACUGAUGAUUGAGCACUGGAAGCUUCAGUCCCCUAACCUGUUAAUAUCAGUAACAGGAGGAGCCAAAAACUUCCACAUGAAGACUGACCUGAAGAACAAGUUUCGGAGAGGAUUAAUUAAAGUGGCCCAAACCACAGGUGCAUGGAUCCUGACUGGGGGAACACACACAGGUGUAAUGAAACAUGUUGGGAGAGCAGUACGGGACUAUAAUCUAAGCAGCAAUUCUAUAGGGAGCCAGAUUGUGGCUAUUGGAAUGGCUACAUGGGGGGUCAUCCACAACCGCCAGGCUUUAGUUCAUCAAGAUGGUCGCUUUCCUGCUCAUUAUUAUUUAGAUGAAGUUGGCCAGGGGGAAUUAUCCUGCCUGGAUGUUAACCACUCUCACUUCCUGCUAGUGGAUGAUGGAACAUCUGGCAAAUAUGGGGCUGAGAUUGAACUUCGUGGGCGGCUGGAGAAACUGAUCUCUGAAAAGCCUUUAGAAAACCAAGAUAGUCAACUGAAGAUUCCAGUCGUGUGUGUGGUACUAGAUGGUGGACCAGGAACACUAAAUACAAUCUACAACUCCAUGAUAAACAGCACUCCAUGUGUUGUUUUGGAAGGUUCUGGGCGUGUGGCUGAUGUCAUUGCCAAUGUAGCUGGCCUACCAUUGUCUAAGAUCACAAUUGCGCUUAUCAAACGACUGCUAAACAAGUUUUUUGCAGAGGAGUACGAGAAAUUUUCCGAACUGCAGAUCAUUGAGUGGACCAAAAAGAUUCAAGACAUUGUCCAGAUCCCCCAGCUGUUAACUGUGUUCCGCAUUGACGAAGAAAAAAACAAUGAUGUGGAUCUAGCUAUACUCCAAGCUUUCCUAAAAGCACCCCGGUGCAGUGACAGUGUGAGCAGGGAGAGACAGCUGCAGCUGGCUGUGGCCUGGAACCGGGUAGACAUUGCAGAGAGCGAGAUAUUUACUGAAGAAAGUAAAUGGAAGUCCUGUGAUCUGCACCAGGCCAUGUUCUCUGCCCUGGUGGGCCAUAAGGCUGAUUUUGUACGUCUGCUGCUGGAGAAUGGGCUAUGCAUUGUUCAGUUCCUUGAACUAAAAGAUACACUGUGUGACCUCUAUAAGCAUCUUCCUAGCUGUCUGUUUUUGCGCAAACUGGCCAAGCGAGCGCAAGGAAGCCAGAAAAUUUCCCUGAGCCAUGUGGCUGCUGAAGUGCGGCACAUACUGGGCAGCUUUACACAACCACUUUACCCCCUAAUGCAGCCGCAUCACAAAAUAGAGAUAUCCAGUGAUGACAGUGAUGACAAAGUUCCUACAACCACAGACCAAAGCCAAGUUCGAGCGCUAGAGACAGUCCAUGAUGCAGGCAGAGAUCUGUUCCUUUGGUGUGUGCUGCAUAAUCAGAAAGACCUGGCAGAGAUCAUCUGGGAACAGUGCAAUGAUUGCAUUGCUGCUGCUCUGGCUGCCAGUAAAAUUUUGAAGAAGCUUGCCCAGGAGGGAGGAGAUAAUGGAGAAGACGCUGGAUCAAUGAGAGAACAUGCAAAUUACUAUGAGAAACAAGCCAUCGGGGUGUUCAAUGAAUGCUAUCGCUAUGACCAGCAGAGAGCACAGAAGUUGCUGACCCGUGUCUCUCCAUCAUGGGGUAGAACAACCAGUCUAUGCCUUGCUCUCGAAGCCCAAGACAAAACCUUCAUAGCUCACUCAGGGGUCCAGGCUUUGUUAACUCAGAUCUGGUAUGGAGAGUUAGGAGUGGAAAAUCCACAUUGGAAGCUGCUGCUCUGCAUGUUUUUCUUUCCUCUGAUUUACACCGGAUUUCUGGUCUAUAGGCGUGAUGAGGACAUCCGCAAGGAAGCAGAGAGGACAGAAGAGGAGAAGCUGGUUAUGGAUUCAGUGAAUGGGACGCCGUUUAAUGGCAAGAACAAACCUAGCUUCAGUAACCAGGCUGACACGAGCUCUGUGCAUUCACUAAACUGCUGGAUGAGAUUACUGGGUCUGUACACCUGCCCUCAGGUGAAGUUCUACUGGAACAUCCUGUCUUAUUUUGGAUUCCUGUUCCUCUUCGCUCUGGUGUUGAUAACAGACUUUCAGCCAAUGCCAUCUUGGAAGGAAUUGUUCCUGUAUGUCUGGUUUGCUUCUCUCAUGCUUGAGGAGGUCAGACAGAUUUUCUAUGAUUUUAAUGGAUUUACUCUUUGGAAGAAAGUGAAUAUGUAUAUUAAAGACUCAUGGAACAUUUUGGACAUGUUGUCAAUAUUGCUUUUCGUCACCGCCUUGGCUUGCAGGCUUCAGGCUUCAAGUACAGUGUUUUAUGUGGGAAAAAUCAUCCUCUGUAUCGACUUCAUCAUCUUCAGUUUGCGCCUGAUGGCUAUCUUCACCAUCAGCAAGACCUUAGGACCUAAGAUAAUCAUAGUCAGGAGAAUGAUAAUGGAUAUGAUCUUCUUCUUGUUCCUGCUUAGUAUUUGGGUGGUCGCAUAUGGAGUGGCCACGCAGGCCAUCCUGGUUGAAAAUGAGGAUCGAAUUAACUGGAUUAUACGUGGUGCUGUCUAUGAGCCCUACCUCAUCAUAUUUGGAAACAUGCCUGAUAAUGUGGACAACACCAAAUUUGACAUCAACAGUUGCAGUAUAAAUGGUACCGAUCCUCUAAAGCCCAAAUGUCCAGUCCUGAAUAGUGACAACACCCCAGCCUUUCCUGACUGGUUGACCAUAAUCAUGCUGUGUGUUUAUCUUUUAUUUGCCAACAUCCUGCUUCUCAACCUCCUCAUUGCUAUCUUCAACUACACCUUUGAGGAGGUGCAAGGAAAUACAGAUAUAAUCUGGAAGUUUCAGCGUUAUGAGCUGAUAAAGGAGUACCACAGCCGCCCAUCUCUACCUCCUCCCUUCAUCCUCCUGAGCCACAUUUACCUCUUCAUCAAACGGGUGCUCCUACGACGCACCCCUCAGAAACAUAAGAUCUUCCGACAGGAGCUGGAUCAGAGAGAUGAAGAGGAGUUGAUGUCAUGGGAGUCAAUUAUGAAGGAAAACUAUUUAGCAUCUGUAAAGCAGGACAAUAGCCAGAGUAUGGAGCAUCGCAUGGAAGACACUGCAGAAAAGUAAAGCAUCUUAGGACUUUGGAAAUUCAGCUUUGUACCAGAAUAACAUUUAUAUGACUAGAACAAAAGUUUUGUCCACUUAGUUCCAUAAUUACCAGUAAAUAUCUGCUAAAUGCCACCAAAGUCAAAGUCUUGGAAGAAUCAUAAAUGC